Oncorhynchus masou masou (cherry salmon) is the source of this 4975-nucleotide messenger RNA. RefSeq names its product Mdm1 nuclear protein (gene saxo6). Lineage: Eukaryota; Metazoa; Chordata; Actinopteri; Salmoniformes; Salmonidae. Gene Ontology annotation, biological process: negative regulation of centriole replication. The record is from RefSeq and is a predicted model, not a curated record. The transcript has 15 exons. The coding region runs from base 241 to 2289 and encodes 682 amino acids. Gene Ontology annotation, molecular function: microtubule binding.
GUACUUUUUAAUUGAACGAGUAUAGAAAUUCAUCUCUUGGCUUUGGUUAGCGCAGUGUUUUUGAAACAACCACGUCCAGUAAUCUGGGUCACCGCCUGAGUGAGGUGAAGAGGUUUCGACUGAUACAAGAACACGGAAACAUUGUUUCAUUCGCACAAAUAAAAUGGCAUCAGUGAGUACAAGAAGAAAUUUAAAGACCGACUCGCUACCCGCUCCAGAAGCGCCUCUCCUCAGCGACGGAUGCGCCUCGCUGGACUUCGAUCUGACCAGAUGGGUAUCAGUAGAGAGCCUCAGUUUCUGUCCAAGAGGAAGGUGCCCUCCUCCCACACGCCCCAGGUGUCCAGCUCCUUCCAAUGGAACCCCACCACCACAGAGCCCCCACAGAGACGGGAUGAGACCCCCAGACCUGGUACCUCUCCCCUGGCUCCUACCCCAGAGAGAGUCCACACCCCUCUGGCCCCUAGAGGUCCCCCUCCUCCAGGGGACCCCCAACGAGGCCCAACCACUCUUCAUGUCCAGACCCACACCCGGAGCCCCCUGGCUACUGUAGGGAAACAGGACCAAACUUUCAAUGGGGUUGACUAUGUGUUGAGGAGGAAGGCAGGGCUGAAGUCGUCUGGACAGAGGACCGGACUACAGAAGUCAGAGUACAGGAAACAGUUCCCGUGGAAGACACCUGUAGCUGGCCACGCCUCCCCACUGCUGGCUGCAGAGCAGAUGCUGUACACCAGCCACCGUUCCAUCCCUCCUUUCAAGUCUAACCCGGUGGUGGUGGUGGAGAGCGAGUACAGCAGGAACUUUAAAGCCUCUCCACCUCCCAGAGGACCACGGCUACGCAGCCAUGUAGACGGGGACCAGGUGCCUCUGUUCCAGAGAGAGAACGUUUCACCCGAGAAAGCAUCAAAGAGCAAGCGGAAGAAGAAGAGGGAAGAAAGAGAGUCCAGCAUCGUAGAGGAGAACAUUCCACUUCCACAGCCUCGGGAGCAGCUGGCGGACCAGGAAGUGAAGUCACAGAGCCCCCAGAAGGCACAUCUCCCCCACAGAAAGGUGAAAUCAGAGUAUAAUGCCAACUUCCGCUCUCCGCUGAACUACAUAUAUAAGGACGGCGCCUGGGUCAAGGCUUCCACACUAGGAGAGGAGGGGCGUGACAGUCAGCAUAGUCACGUUUGGUAUCACGAGGUGCGAGAGCUUCGUAAGAAGGCGGAGGCCUACAGACAGAGGGCGUGGGGGACCCAUUUCUCCCGCCUCCACCUCAACCAGAUCCUGUCGGACCAGAACCAGCUGUGGGAGGCCUCCACCCCUUCCUCCUCUAACCUCAGCUCUGGGACAGGUUCCGGGGACGGGGAGGAAGACAGGAGUCCUACCCCCCAGGCUCUGGAGCUCGCUAGGGUUGACAGUAGCUCCAGCUCUGUAGCCGGACCCCCUCCCCUCACCCCCGUGUCCAGUAGAAGGAGCUCCACCCGGGGGGCUGGGGACACAGCAGGCCCCCCUGGUCACCUUAACCCUGGAGCCUCUAACCUACCUGUUCAGAGGAGACUAGCCUGGGAGGAGGAGACAGGGGCUGGGGGUGGAACAGGGAAGGAGAGAGAGGAAGAAGAGGACAAGGAGAGAAAGGAUGAGAGAAAGGAUGAGAGAAAGGAUGAACUGAGGGUGCAGGACCAUCGUUCGUCGUCUGUAGCAGGCUCCCACAGGUCCAGAGAGGGUGGCAGGAUGCCCACACCCACACUGCAAAGGAUCGCUACUGUUCAGAGAACUCACCACGACCUGACGACUCCAGCCACUGGAGGUGCUAUCCUGGUGUCUCCUCCUAAGACGGAGGCGAACGGCUGGGCGAAGAGAAGUGAACCUCCGUUGGGUAAAACCCGUUCCCCAUUUAAACACCUCUCCAGACAGAAUGAGGAGCGGAACCAGCCCCAGUCCUCUCCUGCAGCUGGGGUGACUACUGUGGACCCCCUCCCCCUGAGAGAGGACCCCUGGCUGGGGGAGACCUCUCCGGAGGACCCCCCUGAUCCCCCACUGGAGGCCUCGCGCAAACAACCCAACGCCGCCGUCCCGGCACCUGUUAACCGCAUCCAGGGGACGCUCAGAGACCCAGAGUUCCAACAUAACGGUAAUUUAGGCCUGAGGACGUCUGAGCUGCUGCUGUGUCCUGGUGGUGGCUGUGGAACUGAUGAUGAAGAUGACAGGAUGUCCCAGAUCUCAUCCAGGUCAGCAGCGUCCUGCUCUAUGGCCUCCCAGGUCCUGGACCGAGCCCAGAGGAGGAAGGACCACUUUUGGGGGAAGAGAUAACAGGAAACACUGAGGGUCCAGGGUACAAGUCCCUGUUUGGGCGCCAAUCCCUAUUUAGUGCACUUCUGUUAAGAGGAGGAAGGAUGACUUCUGGGGGAAGAGAUAACACCAUUGACACACACUAUGUGCUAAACAGCGCCCUAUUCCCUAUGUAGUUCCCUACCUUUUGUCUCUGAGGGAAGAUAUGACAACACUGACACACAGCACAGUCUGAACCACCAUGUGUCCCAAAUGGCACCACAUCUACCCGACCAUAUAGUACCCUGUUCUAACAGUUUUGUAACUAUUCCCCAGGUUGUUGCUGUAAAUGAGAAUGUGUUCUCAGUCAACCUACCUGGUAAAAUAAAAAAUAUAAAUAGUGCACAGCUCUAGGGGAUAGGUGUCAUGGCAGCAUACUACACUGAUCCACACUGCCCCCCCCCCCCCCAAUAGUACCCUAUUCUGUAUGUAGUGCACUACCUUGGGCCAGACCCUUGGGAGGAAUAUAUUGGGGACAGACUGUGAUGUCAACAGUGACAGAAGCUUCACAGCCUAUAGCCCAACCACUGGAGAUAGGUAGACAAUCAAUUGUUAUGGGUUUAUAUGACCAGUGUCCAGACUACUAGACUGAAUCUGGGUUUAUAUGACCAGAGUGUCCAGACUACUAGAUUGAAUCUGGGUGUAUAUAACCAGAGUGUCCAGACUACUAGACUGAAUCUGGGUUUAUAUAACCAGAGUGUCCAGACUACUAGACUGAAUCUGGGUUUAUGUGUCCAGACUACUGGACUGAAUCUGGGUUUAUAUAACCAGAGUGUCCAGACUACUAGACUGAAUCUGGGUUUAUAUAACCAGAGUGUCCAGACUACUAGACUGAAUCUGGGUUUAUAUGACCAGUGUCCAGACUACUAGACUGAAUCUGGGUGUAUAUAACCAGAGUGUCCAGACUACUAGACUGAAUCUGGGUUUAUAUAAAUAACCAGUGUCCAGACUAGUAGACUGAAUCUGGGUUUAUAUAACCAGAGUGUCCAGACUACUAGACUGAAUCUGGGUUUAUGUGUCCAGACUACUGGACUGAAUCUGGGUUUAUAUAACCAGAGUGUCCAGACUACUAGACUGAAUCUGGGUUUAUAUAACCAGAGUGUCCAGACUACUAGACUGAAUCUGGGUGUAUAUAACCAGAGUGUCCAGACUACUAGACUGAAUCUGGGUGUAUAUAACCAGAGUGUCCAGACUACUAGACUGAAUCUGGGUUUAGGUGUCCAGACUACUAGACUGAAUCUGGGUUUAUAUAACCAGAGUGUCCAGACUACUAGACUGAAUCUGGGUGUAUAUAACCAGAGUGUCCAGACUACUAGACUGAAUCUGGGUUUAUAUAACCAGAGUGUCCAGACUACUAGACUGAAUCUGGGUGUAUAUAACCAGAGUGUCCAGACUACUAGACUGAAUCUGGGUUUAUGUGUCCAGACUACUAGACUGAAUCUGGGUUUAUAUGACCAGAGUGUCCAGACUACUAGACUGAAUCUGGGUUUAUAUAACCAGAGUGUCCAGAUUACUAGACUGAAUCUGGGUGUAUAUGACCAGAGUGUCCAGACUACUAGACUGAAUCUGGGUUUAUAUAAAUAACCAGAGUGUCCAGACUACUAGACUGAAUCUGGGUUUAUAUAACCAGAGUGUCCAGACUACUAGACUGAACCUGGGUUUAUAUAACCAGAGUGUCCAGACUACUAGACUGAAUCUGGGUGUAUAUGACCAGACUACUAGACUGAAUCUGGGUGUAUAUAACCAGACUACUAGACUGAAUCUGGGUUUAUAUAACCAGAGUGACCAGACUACUAGACUGAAUCUGGGUGUAUAUAACCAGACUACUAGACUGAAUCUGGGUGUAUAUGACCAGACUACUAGACUGAAUCUGGGUUUAUAUGACCAGUGUCCAGACUACUAGACUGAAUCUGGGUGUAUAUAACCAGACUACUAGACUGAAUCUGGGUGUAUAUGACCAGAGUGUCCAGACUACUAGACUGAAUCUGGGUGUAUAUAACCAGACUACUAGACUGAAUCUGGGUGUAUAUAACCAGACUACUAGACUGAAUCUGGGUUUAUAUAACCAGACUACUAGACUGAAUCUGGGUUUAUAUAACCAGACUACUAGACUGAAUCUGCGUGUAUAUGACCAGAGUGUCCAGACUACUAGACUGAAUCUGGGUUUAUUUAAUCAGACUACUAGACUGAAUCUGGGUUUAUAUGACCAGACUACUAGACUGAAUCUGGGUGUAUAUGACCAGUGUCCAGACUACUAGACUGAAUCUGGGUUUAUAUAACCAGACUACUAGACUGAAUCUGGGUGUAUAUAACCAGAGUGUCUGGGGGACCCUCCCUAUUUGUAUGAAUUUAGUUCAGAUGUUUUGUAAUAAUGUAUUGAAUGAAGUGUAAAUAACUAGGUUUGUAUUUAUUUUAAAUUAUUUUGUUUCAUUAUAUGGAGAACCACUUUUUUAUUGUUAUCUUUUUACUGUAUUGUCGAUUCUGCAUUGUUCAUAUAUUUCUUGAUACACUAUCCUUGUUGGAAAGUGAAUUAUGCACUACUACUGCUACUACGAAUCAACAUUGAUGCAAUUGAAACAUGUUGUAUAGAUUUGUAUAAGAGAUAUACACUGUGUGUUUGGAUACAACAACUGUUGAGAGGAAAUAUGAAAUAAAUGUUGGAACAAUC